CGGGUGUGUAUCUCAGGUGUGAAACUCAGGUGUGUAUCUCAGGUGUGUCCGGUCUGACUGGUUCUUGAGCCUCAGUGUUGGCACUCGUCUUUUCGCAGCUUCUUCACACUCUAACCUGCCGUCUGUUCAGAGGCUGGAUUGUUUUAAGAUCGUGGAUGUUUCCCUCCUGGAUCCGGAGAAGAUGUGGACUAACGUCUCGGUUCUGCUGAACACCAGGUUCUGGACAUGCUGGACCUGAAAUCCUGGUUCUGGAGACCGUUACCCUCCGGUCAUGAACCUGCUGCUGAUGGUCCUGCUGCACUUUACUCACUGUGUGUUUACGCUGCCGGCUCCCAGCGGAGUCUUCAUGGAGUCUGUGGACAUGAGGCACGUCCUGAAGUGGCGCCCCCUGCAGGCGCCAUGCCGCACUGCAGUCCUGUACAGCGUCCAGUUUCAGGGACAGUUCGAGCUGUUGAUGCAGAACGGCAACUGGGUCAACGCCACCGAGUGUCAGCUGACCUCUGACCCUCGCUGCGUCCUGACCGAUGAACUCGGCUCCGACUCGGACUACAGCCUUCGGGUCAGAGCAAAGUGCGGAGCCGCCACUUCAGCCUGGACCGAACUCAGCUCUCCGUUCAACCGCAAAGACACGGUCCUGACGGCUCCGGAGAUGUCGGUGAUGGCGGUCGGCGACUCUCUUCAGGUUUCGUUCGGAAAACUUCCUCUCAACGCCGACGUCCGUGUGACGGUGUGGAGGAGAGGCCAAAAGGCUUUGGAGCGCUGGAUGCCACCGGAGCAGCGCGUGCUGUCGUUCCCCGGCCUGCAGGUGGCGCAGUACUGCGUCCGGGCUCAGACCGUCCUGCAGGGUCAGAAUCGGAGCGGCAGCACCAACGAACAGUGCAUCUCCAUCACAGGUGCAGACGCCCCCUGGAGGAAACCGACGGCGGUGUUGCUGAGCGUCGCCUUCACGGCCGGUUUCCUGUUCGCCAUCUUCUGGUGCGUCGCUCACUGCCAUCCGGAUCGCUGCAAAAUGUUUUUCCGUAAAGAGCCUCUGCCACACUCACUGAAACCUGAUUGGGUGAUUCAGAUCCCGAUUAGCCCCGAGGAUGUGGAGCUCUGUGAGCGGAUCCAGGUGUGCAAAGACUGCCCUUCCGAGGACCUCUGACCCGGAAGAGACACGGCACACCUGCAGUCCAAAAUGCAGAUUCUUGGAUUUGGUGGAGAACGUUUUGAGUCUGUGGUGCAUUCAAAUCUUGUGGGAGAAAAGACAAUUGAGGGAUGGUUUUCGUUAGCGUUAGCUGUUGGCAGUUAGCUGUUAGCAGUUAGCAGCGCCAGAUUCCAUAUCGUGCAACAUGCUGCGUUUAAGCCUUAUGUAGGAAAAAAGAGAAUUGGACGAAGCUGACCUGUACCGUUAUCAAGAUGUGUUAAAAUGUAGUCUUGUAAAAUGAAGUUUUUGAAAGGAAAUGUAAAAAAGUACAGUGUUUACAGUAGUGUUGUAGUACUCGAGACCGGUCUUGGUCUAGAUCAGGGGUGUCCAAUUUACGACCCAGGGGCCAAACAUGGUCCGCGGCCCAUUUUGAAAUGGCCCCCAGCUAAUUAAAAAAGUAUAAUGAAAUAUGGCCCACAAAUUAAACUUAUGCUUGUCAUAUAUCCUACUUCCGAUUUAUAUGUAAAAAUAUAUUACACAGUGUUCAUGUGUUAAUAAGCCCACUUUUCAAAU
Molecule: messenger RNA, 1699 nt
Organism: Trematomus bernacchii (emerald rockcod)
Lineage: Eukaryota; Metazoa; Chordata; Actinopteri; Perciformes; Nototheniidae
Gene: il20rb
Product: cytokine receptor family member B16
Exons: 7
Coding region: 272-1144 (290 amino acids)
Molecular function (GO): interleukin-20 binding
Source: RefSeq, a predicted model, not a curated record